UCAUUCAGCCCACAGGCUGCAUUAAAAAAAAAAAAGAACAUAGCAUAUACACCCAACAAGGACCAUCAACGUACUGGUACAUCUCUGGACUUUCAGUAGUUAAAGCAGGAUGAUGCCUAUAGCUGCAGGUAAUGAUACCCGCAGCCCAGCCCCCCUCCCCCCACUGCCUUCCAUGGCUUUCUUGGGCAGUCCCGUGCCAACGGGGGAACCUGAGAAUGCAGCUGGUGUUUCUGCCAGCUGACCAUAGAGCUGAUUAGAGACCGGAAUUAUGCCAAUCAUCUCUAUAGUCUAAGAAAUCGGAAGCUGUGAGCGU
Staurois parvus is the source of this 313-nucleotide messenger RNA. NCBI's taxonomy places the organism in Eukaryota, Metazoa, Chordata, Amphibia, Anura, Ranidae. The record is from the annotation of a GenBank genome assembly.